Molecule: messenger RNA, 2059 nt
Organism: Crotalus tigris (Tiger rattlesnake)
Lineage: Eukaryota; Metazoa; Chordata; Lepidosauria; Squamata; Viperidae
Product: cytochrome b-245 chaperone 1
Exons: 7
Coding region: 179-751 (190 amino acids)
Source: RefSeq, a predicted model, not a curated record
CUACACUGUGUGCUUCUAUUGAAAUUGAGGCGCGGUCUGCCUUUCAAAGGGAGCUGUCUUAGUUCUAUGAUUCUUCGGCGACGCGUUUGUCGCCCGAAGGAUAAACGGGAAAGCGCCGACGGUCACUUAGGUUUUGUGAGUGCUUUGUGGCACUAUAACUUCCUAUCCACUGUCAAAGAUGUAUAUGCAAGUUGAAAGUCAUUCAAACUCACUCCUUCACUUGAAGAGAUCCCCAGGCAUCAGAUCUUGGUCUGUCCUUGUAGGGCUCUCCUCCAUUGGCAUAGCUGCUGCUUAUUAUAGUGAAGAUAGCCUGGGUUGGAAACUUUUUUAUCUUGUUGGCUGUCUCUUUGUAGCUACACAAAACCUGGAGGAGUGGGAAGAAGCUAUAUUUGAGAAAGAUGCAGGAAAGGUUUACUUAAAGUCAUUCAGCCUUUACAAAAAGCUUCUGACCUUUUCAAGAGCUGGCCACGAACAAGUGGUUGUUCCAUUGGAUGAAAUACAGACUGUGAAUGUAGAAGAAGAGAAGGUUCGUUACUUUGGGAAGGGGUACCUAAUUGUAUUGCGAUUUGGCACUGGAUUUUCACACCCUCUCACACAGAAUGCAGUGAUGGGCUGCAGAAGUGAUGUUGAGGCUGUGGCUAACCUCAUUAUUGGUUUCCUUGAACUGAAUGAGUUACAGAUUGAUGAAGGCCUUGAAACGAGUAGUGGAACAGAUGUUAGUGAUUCAGAAGAUCAAACAAAAGACAAAUAAUUGCAUGAACUCUGUGGAAACCAAAAAUUGUCUGAAUGGUAGAAAACUUGAAUCUGUUAACAUUCUUAAGUUCUAGAAACAACUUUUUAAUUGUUAGCUUCCUGUGUAUGAUAUUAAGCAACAAUCAGAAAGGAGUUUAAAGUCUUCCAUAUUUUCUAGACCAAUGGAUUUUUAACUGAAAGAUUUUCAGAUGGGAAUACCGUUUGGACAUAAUUUAGAUGAUUAUCUAAUUCCUGAUAAGUCUUGAGCCUACUUCUUUCCCCUUCUAUACUCCUUGUGAUUGUUUUAAAUUUCAAUAAAAUCCUCCAGAGAUAGUAUUGAGGCCACAGACUUCAAAUAUGGACAGUGCUAUUUCUCAACAACUGCACUUCUACAGGAGGAGCAAUAUAAAAAUAGAGCAAACCAGUUUGGCAUUACAUCCGGAUUUGAAACUGUUGCUUUUUUCUAAACAAAAGGGGAAGAACAUUCAAAAAGCAGGAACAACUCUGAGUUGACAAGCAAUAGACAUGUUACAUAGCAGAGAACUUCUUCUAAUUGUCUUAGCAAUUGAUCAGAUCUGUAAUUACACAUGGAGUUUGUCCUGAUCUCAAGUAGUUUUAAAUAAAACUUGACUCCUGUUUGUAGUUAAUUGGCAGUCUGUAAAAUUUUGGUUACCAGUCUGUGAUUAACAGUAGUUAGGUUCUCCCUAUGUAGAAAAGGACAUAAAUGGGAUUCCAACCAAAGGCUGGCUGUCUAAUCACAACCCACAGAGGUGAUACCAGUCUAAUGGUAAAUCAAUGACUAUAAUAAAUUCUAAAAGGUAGAGAGCUGAAAUUAAAUGUUUUGGAUGCAAGUUUUCAAAAACACAUCUUUGGCUUGAUUGUUUGUGGUACACUACUGUUAGCUUUUCCACAGGAACCACAUUUGAUAUUGCAUCUUUAAAAUUGAUAAGCACAAAGAAAGUUUAUAUGUGUGUGCACAUGAUUGUGUGUUUGUUUUCUACUCAUGAUUCAUAUUAUUAUAUCAUUAAUUUGAUGGUGAUUAUGGUUAAUUUUCUACUGGGGCCAAGUACCAAUAAUGUCUGUAUUAAGUUUACUGCUGUUCAAAGGAAACAUCCAGUCUAAUAGAUAAUUUAAUAAUGGAUUUUUAUUUUAAAAAUGGGGAAAAUGGUGUAUGUCAGAGAAAUCUUCCUGUUUAGAGGGGUUUUUAAAGAAAAAUAAGUAUCAAAAAGCCUUAUUGAGUAUAUUUUAUUAAAUUAAAAAGGUGUUAGGGUCUGUCAUUGGUUUCCAGAUAUAAAAAGUAAACUAAACAUUCUAGAAAUUCUCAAAA